Molecule: messenger RNA, 2505 nt
Organism: Penicilliopsis zonata CBS 506.65
Lineage: Eukaryota; Fungi; Ascomycota; Eurotiomycetes; Eurotiales; Aspergillaceae
Exons: 2
Coding region: 1-2505 (834 amino acids)
Source: RefSeq, a predicted model, not a curated record
AUGACGACUGCUUCCUCGCUGGGCUUUUCCGCGAUGGAAGCUCCAUCUAUUGACGACUCGAUGGACAUGGCCUCCCCUUAUCAAGGCCACGCGGAUGAUUUCGAUAUCGAUCUGGAUGUGAUGGAGGCUCAGGUCUCACAUGUGGAUGAUGAUCUAAUGGUAGCAGACGCGUCCCCGGAACCUGGUCAUCCCACAGGCUACGAUCAAGAGGUAUCGAAUGAUGCGGAUAUGACCGAUGAUGUUGCCGAACAAGCGAUGGUCGACGCCGAUGACGAGCAGCAAGAGACGUCUGCCAUCGAUAUAGGGUUUCAAAUAGAGGAGACCUACGAAGCCGAGAUGCUAGAGGACGAUUACGAUGAAGAUAUCGAUGCUCCUGUACAAGUUUCCGAAGGGGGCCCCCUUGGAGUUGAUGAAACGACAGAAACUUCUCACGGGGAGGUAGAGCCCGAUGUGACGGAGGAGAAGAGCCUUCUUGGUGAUGAGAAUGAACAACACGCCGCGGUCCCUCCCUCCGAACCCGCUAAAAACGACGAUCAUCACCAGAAUCAUCAUGAGGAAGUUGCAGAUGACGGUACUCAAACGGAAAGAAUUGUGGGAGAUGAAGAAGAUAAAGAUGCGCAUGAGGAGGAGGAAGAGCAUCCCCACCCUCAACCCCAAGUACAACAACACGAUGAAGAAAAAGAAAAAGAAGAACAGCAAGAACAAAAUCCUGAUCACACUAACAAAACAGAUUCGGGGGAUAUUCAGCCAGAACGUAGUACCGAAGAACACGCUGAAGCAGAAGAACAUGACGAUGCAACUCGACAGUCUCCUCAAACGCACACCGACAAUACCUCCCACGAAGAAGCCAAAUUCACUGAAGCGCAACAGGCCCCUGAAAUGGCCGAACAAUAUGGAGCAUCUUCGAACAGGGCUCCUCUUCAUCCGGUCAAGAUUCUCUAUCAGGACAACGUCAUCUCGCUCUUUCCCCCCUUGGAAGGGGAUUCCUCCGAGACCUUUUUCCUUGAGGAUGAGGACCUGGCCUAUGAAGGCUUUGGCAAGAUAUUCGAGUCUUUUCGUGAAGUACUGCAAGAUCAUAUUGAUAACGAUGAGAUCCUGGUGGUGGAUAUUGACCCCUUGGGUCUUACAUUGACAGAGGACUCCUCAUAUCUAUCCCAGAUCACACUGCACCAAGUUGUCGAUCUGUACACUCAUCUCUGUCACAACGACGGCGCUAAUGAGCCAGAGGCUCUGUAUCUUACCCUCAGCACUAAACUGAGUGUCGCCGCUGAGCUUGCGACCUUGGUUGCUCUUGCAAACAAGGGGAAAGGCCUGUCACAGCUCCACCUUGAUGAGGAAUAUGAUGAAGAGUAUCAGUUCUCUGCAGAGACUGAUCCUGGCCAUCCCGAAUCUGUCGCAGAGCACGAGUCUCCUGAGCACGCCGGACCGAGUGAGGAGAAUCUCGAUGAUAAUGUUCCUGAGAUUCCCAGGACAGAAGAUGCCCAUGAGACGACAAAGGUUGAACCUCCUUUGCAAGAGACUCCGCAGGACCCAGAGGUCAAGCCGCACAGCAGCCAUGAGAAUGGCGACCUUGGUGAUCCUGCAGAAGAUGUUGUUCAAAGUGAAAAUGUCCCUGGAGAAGAGGUGGUUGAGACUCACCAUGAUGAUGACUUUUAUCAUGAAGAAGAGGAAGGGAAAGAAGUUGAUGAAGAAGUCGAUGAAGAAGUCGAUGAAGACUCCAAAUCCCAUGCUGACGACAUCUCCCAUGACGUCUCGGCCGAUGCAGAACUACAAGAGAUAGACGAGGCCCAGCAGAGCGAGUCUUCAGUCACUCUAGGUCACUCUGUGGCCAUCUCGGAGCAUGAACAGUAUCAAGACAAACCGUUGGAAAACGUUGAAGAGGCAGUUGAGCAGUAUGGCGUUGCUGAUCAAGACGGCCCGCUUGACUUCCAAGACAAUCAUGACGCUGACCAUACCGCCGUCCCUCCAUAUGACACUAGUCUCGAUGCUGAAGGCCGCGAAGAGAUUGGCCCUGAAGAGCAUGCGUCAGCUGACGGCGAGGAUGACGAGGCUUACGAGCCACAAGAAGAAACCGUCGAAGUUUAUGAUGACCAUCGCGAAGAAUAUUCGACCGAGAAUGUACCGGAAGGCGAUGAGGGGCAUACACCCGAGCCGGCUGAAGAUUUCCUUGGCAUCGCCGAUGAUCUAUUUCAGAGUCCGGUGAAAAAGGCCGUCAAUUCCGCCGAGACACAAGUGGAGGAACAGAAACAGCAUGAACCCGAGGAAUCCCACGAGGCGGACGAAGACGCGUUUCCGGCAGACGAUGACUUGCACGAGGCGUCUGAAGGUUUCGAUUUUGACGAAGAAGACGAGUAUGUCGAUCUGGGUCUACCGCCGGAAGGGGAGCUUGAGGGCACGAGUCCCGAACCGAUCAGCAGCUCAACCAAGCGAGUCCGUGAAGACGAGGAUGACUUUGAGGUCACCGAGCUGGAUACCCCCGUUAUCAAACGAACUCGGUCCUCGUAA